Messenger RNA from Penaeus chinensis, 1946 nucleotides. Its product is annotated as betaine--homocysteine S-methyltransferase 1-like. The transcript has 9 exons. Gene Ontology annotation, molecular function: betaine-homocysteine S-methyltransferase activity; zinc ion binding. The coding region runs from base 142 to 1335 and encodes 397 amino acids. NCBI's taxonomy places the organism in Eukaryota, Metazoa, Arthropoda, Malacostraca, Decapoda, Penaeidae. The record is from RefSeq and is a predicted model, not a curated record.
GUGGCAGUUUCGGGUCUGUGAAGCACACGAGGUAUAUAUACAGGGAGGAAAUUGUGAUUCCAUCUCUUUCUCUCAACGAAUUCAACAGCGCUAGAAGAAGCUUGGGAGAGCAUCAGAGAAGAAAACCGUGAAGAGACAACCAUGGCAACUAAAAAGGGACUACUUCAGCGUUUGGACGAGGGCGUGGUGAUCGGCGAUGGCGGCUUCGUGUUCGCCCUGGAGAAGCGUGGCUACGUGAAGGCUGGUCCCUGGACGCCCGAGGCCACCAUCGAACAUCCCGAGGCCGUACGACAGCUUCACCGGGAGUUCUUGCGUGCCGGAGCUGACGUUAUGCAGGCGUUCACCUUCUACGCCUCGGAUGACAAACUGGCCAACCGGGGUAACGAGUCAAGCAAAAAGUAUACGUGUCGAGGUAUCAACGACGCAGCUUGCAGACUCGCCCGUGAGGUUGCAGGAGAGGGUGAUGGCCUGGUUGCCGGAGGCCUCUCCCAGACCCCUACCUACCUGUCAGGUCUUGGCAAGGAGAAGACACAGAAGGAAUUCCAGAAUCAAGUAGACGUUUUUGUGGAAAAUAAGGUGGACUUCCUUAUUGCUGAGUACUUCGAGCACGUGGAGGAGAUGGAGUGGGCCAUCGAGGUCUGCCUCAAGUCCGGCCUGCCCGUCGUGGCCUCCAUGUGCAUUGGACCCGAGGGCGACCUGCACGGCAUCUCGGCUGGGGAGUGCGGCGUCAGGAUGGCCAAGGCUGGGGCCCAUGUGGUGGGUAUUAACUGCCACUUCGACCCGUUCGUGACCGUGCAAGGACUCCGCCUCAUGAAAGCCGCCUUGGACCGAGAGGGGAUCAAGGUCCACCUCAUCGCCCAGCCCCUCGCCUUCCACACUCCCGACGCAGGCAAACAGGGCUUCAUCGACCUCCCCGAGUUUCCCUUCGGUCUGGAGCCUCGUAUCUGCACGCGGUGGGACAUGCACAAGUACGCCCGCGAGUGUUACGACCUCGGCGUCCGCUACAUCGGCGGCUGCUGCGGGUUCGAGCCCUACCACAUCCGCGCGGUGGCCGAGGAGCUGGCCAAGGAGCGAGGGAAGUUCCCCAAGGGCUGCGAGAAACACGAACCCUGGGCUGGCGGUCUCAAGAUGCACACGAAGCCCUGGGUUAGAGCGAGAGCUGGACGCGAGUACUGGGAGACCCUCCGACCUUCCUCCGGCCGACCCUACAGCGCCGCCUUGUCCAAGCCUGACAACUGGGGGGUGACCGCCGGGGAUGACAUCCUCAAACAGAAGACCGCAAGCACCACCGAAGACGAGAUCAAACUCCUCAAGACCAAGAAGACCAAAGCCUAAGGGAAUGACGCUAAAGAAGGGAGAGAAAGAGAGAGAGAGAGAGAGGGAGAGAGAGAGAGAGAGAGAGAGAGAGAGAGAGAGAGAGAGAGAGAGAGAGAGAGAGAGAGAGAGAGAGAGAGAGAGAGAGAGAGAGAGACAGGAAGAGGAGAAGGAACAUGGGAAAGAAAUAAUUUAGCCAGAUUAAUCGUAAUCAGUGUAGGCCGAUUGCGUUGAAGAAAUGACAUAAACAAAAACCUUGUGAGAAUAGACCUCUAAGAGGGAUUCUUUUCUAGGAUGAGUUUUAUACAUCCAUUACUGUACGUACAAUCAGUAUGCCUUUUGAGAUUUUAAGAUUGCAAAAAAGAUUGCAAAUUGAAUGUGUACGUGUGCUUGGCGUAAGUGUUUGCUGUUGAUUCCUUACACACCAGGUAAUGUGAAGUGUGGUUUUAUUCUUAGGCAGUUUGUGUAUGGUGUGGAAAUAUGAAUAAUUGUAUUCAUAUAACUAUGGGCAGUUUGAGUGCAUGAAACUUUAACUGUGGAAUGUAUGAUCAGUAAAUGAAAUGACGCUGGUUUCAUGUUUUCAUCAACAUGAGGAUUUAUCGCAUGUAAACAAAUAAAAUAUUUUUAAUGUA